Elephantulus edwardii (Cape elephant shrew) is the source of this 633-nucleotide messenger RNA. It is a transcript of the gene H1-2, whose product is annotated as histone H1.2-like. Gene Ontology annotation, cellular component: nucleus; nucleosome. Gene Ontology annotation, molecular function: structural constituent of chromatin; nucleosomal DNA binding; double-stranded DNA binding. The record is from RefSeq and is a predicted model, not a curated record. Gene Ontology annotation, biological process: negative regulation of DNA recombination; chromosome condensation; nucleosome assembly. NCBI's taxonomy places the organism in Eukaryota, Metazoa, Chordata, Mammalia, Macroscelidea, Macroscelididae. The coding region runs from base 1 to 633 and encodes 210 amino acids. The transcript has a single exon.
AUGUCGGAGACUGCUCCUGCUGCCCCCGCGGCUGCGCCCCCAGCGGAAAAGACCCCUGUGAAGAAGAAGGCUCCCAAAAAGCCGGCUGGAGCGCGUCGCAAGGCGUCCGGGCCUCCGGUGUCCGAGCUUAUCACCAAGGCAGUGGCCGCCUCUAAGGAGCGCAGUGGUGUAUCCUUGGCUGCGCUUAAGAAAGCGUUGGCAGCUGCUGGCUAUGAUGUGGAAAAGAACAACAGCCGCAUCAAGUUGGGCCUGAAGAGCCUGGUGAGCAAGGGCACUCUGGUCCAGACCAAGGGUACCGGUGCUUCUGGUUCCUUCAAGCUCAACAAGAAGGCAGGUUCCGGUGAGGCCAAGCCCAAAGCCAAGAAAGCCGGCGCAGCCAAGGCUAAGAAGUCUGGUGCGAAGAAGGUUAAAAAGGCAGCGGGAACGGCCACCCCAAAGAAAACUGCCAAGAAGACCCCGAAAAAGGCGAAAAAGCCAGCGGCUGCUGCUGUGGCCAAAAAAGUGGCUAAGAGUCCCAAGAAGGCUAAGGCCGCCAAGCCGAAGAAAGCCAAAAGCGCAGCCAAGGCUGUGAAGCCUAAAGCAGCUAAGCCCAAGGUUGCAAAACCUAAGAAGGCAGCACCCAAAAAGAAGUAG